Molecule: messenger RNA, 1818 nt
Organism: Cataglyphis hispanica
Lineage: Eukaryota; Metazoa; Arthropoda; Insecta; Hymenoptera; Formicidae
Exons: 1
Coding region: 625-1479 (284 amino acids)
Source: RefSeq, a predicted model, not a curated record
ACUAAUCGUAAAUAAUAAACAUUUAAAAUUAUAAAAGCAUGUUGGAAUAAUAUGAUAUCACAGAGUACAUUAGAAUUGUAUAAUUAAUUGAUAUAUUUUUACUCUAUCAAAUAAAUUGAUUAGUGAUUUUUUUCAUGUUUAUACAAAAAAUAAUUUAUUCAUUGAUAUUGUCGCAUGAGGACAAUAUAACAUAAUAGUUGAUAGACAAUUUAUUAUAAACAUAGGAUAAUAGAUAAAUAAAUAUAGUAAUAAAAUUUGUUUUGCUUCUCACAUAUUAUAUUAAAUUUUAAUAUUUUAAAAUUUUGUUCAUUAUAAUCACUCUAUUUAAGCAGGGCAGGGUGGCUUUUAUUUCAAUAAAUAGAUAUCAUUUGAGAUAAAUUUUUGAUUGAAAAAGAAUAAGUCUAUCUGAUUGAGGAGAGAUAUAAGUUUGCCUAUAAUAAAUAUUAUGAUGACCUUGACCUUGAACAGGCUGCAAGUUAAGACGUAUUUUGAAGCGUCUUUAGUCGGGUAUAAAUAGUUAAAUAUGAUAGACAUUGAAUAUAUAAUUAAACAGCUAUAAAAUAUCAAAGAAUCAUGCUAUCGUAUUUAAAGUCGAAACAUAUUAUACAAAUGUAACUUAAACAAAUGGAGCGAUUAAAUAAUAUAUAUUACGCACAAUAUGCGAAUAAACAAUACGCGAAUGAGCCUGUUUACGAUUCAGAUAAUAAACGAAUAGACAAUUGUGAUGAAUCUAAAUACAUGCAAUUAAGAAAUAAGAAGGAAACAUUAUAUGAAGAUUGGUUAAUACAGCGAUAUGACUUGGAAAAAAUAUAUCAGAAAAGAGUGAAAGAUAUACUAAUACAAUCGGGCAAGAAUUUUGUAAAAUAUAUAUGCAAGUAUAAAGGGAACAGCGAAAUACUUGGCACAGAUAUUUUUAAAUUCAAGAUAACAAUUGUAUAUUGUAGUUUCCGCUGUAAAUGGUACAUCAGUCCAGGUUAUUCUUUUGUACCAGAAGUGAUCGAUCUUAAUGAUAAACUUAAAUCCGGCACAUAUCAUCCUAUCUCUGAAAAAAUAUUGGAUAUAAUUUAUGAAAUACAACGAUCAAUAGAUGCUUACAUGAAUCGCUUUGCCAUUGUACACCAAUUUAUGUAUAAUGCGAGAAGAAUUUAUAAGGAUAUGCAAUUUUUCAUUAAUUCUAAUGCCAUUUCAGAAAUAGAAUUAAUAUUUACAGAAAACGCAUGGCCAAGCGGUCUGCGAAAAUUAAACAUCAGAGAUACGAUUGUCGUAAAACUAACGUUAAAUGAGGAUAUUCAAGUUUGCAAUAUCACCUACGAGUAUAUACGCACGAGUAUAACAUCGAAAGAUAUAAAAGAAGAUAAUGAUAAAUUAAAAUUAAAGUUGAAAAAUUUUUACAAUUUUCCCUUAGAGAUGGCAUUUAAAAGAUUUAUGGAGGAAGAAAAUUUUCAUAUAGAACAAGAAAAUUUAAAGGCCAGAAUGUAAAGGAUUGUUAUUACAGAUUAUUGUCAUAGAUGUAAUGUGUAUUUAUUUAAAUCUAUAUAAAAUUUUCUCUAUAUUCACAUUUUCUACAUUUAUAUUAUUAAUGGAUAGAAUAAAUUGAUUUAUAUAGUAAAUUGAUACAACUAUUAAAUUUAUCUUACAUUUUUUGAUUUAUAAUACAUUGUUCGGAUUCGAAAUAUUUUUUUUUUAUAUGACACACAAUAUUAUUAAAAUAUAUAUUUAAAACCUUUGUUGAAAUACAUACAAAUACAUGAAAAGGUUGUCAUGUACGAAAAUAUUGCCUCUAAAUGAUAAAUAGUACUUGAAAUCUUAUAUAUUUUC